This is a messenger RNA of Dentiscutata heterogama, 188 nucleotides long. The record is from the annotation of a GenBank genome assembly. Lineage: Eukaryota; Fungi; Glomeromycota; Glomeromycetes; Diversisporales; Gigasporaceae.
GUUAAAAUCAUACUAGGUAAAAAUUUGAAUAUACCAACCACUCAAUUAACAGGCAAAUCACAUAGUGUAAUACGUAUUAAUAAUGAUGAUAAUAUCUCGCAUAAUGAAUCUAGGCAAUCUAGAAACUUACCAAAUGAGCUUUAUGAGACUCCUCAAUAUACCAUUUAUAGGAAGCGAGCUAUCAUCGA